CGUGAGGACGACUCGGUGGAGGCGUUGCCAAAGUAGUCCGCCCUCGCGGCUUCGCAACCCCACCUCACCGCACCAAAACCACACCACAGCCAUGGGCUCUUCAUCAUCGAAAGCAGCUCGCACGCUGUCCAAGUCUACCCCUUCCACGUCAUCAUCUACGGCAAACGCCACUGGCGCAGCAGCCCGCGCAGGUCCCUCAUCCUCGUCGCGCCCAGCUCAGGCGCGCUCUCAACCUUCGCAACCUGCUCCCUCAGCAUCCCAGCUGCGCUCCGACAUCCCCGUCGACGACGGUACACUCCGCCAGGCUGACGACUUGGGAGGGACGGGGAGACAGGCUGCCCCGCUCAAUCGUGAUGGUAGGAUUGGACCUAUGCCUGGCCGAUCAGAGGGCGGGAGCGAAGUCAAGGAUGCUGCCGUCCGUCGCGAUGCCUUCGACCCUCACUUUGUCAACCAGCUCAACAACCUCGGCCCAGUCCAGACGCCUUCCCCCACCUCAGCCUUGCAAGGUCGUCCUGGCCAGUCGCAACCUCACUCCCCACCUCAACAGCAGCAACCUUCCCAAAUGACGCGCAUUCUCCGUGCCCGCCAAGAGCGAGAAGAGCGCCUCGAAGCAGAGCGAGAGCGAGCAGAAGCAGGCUCCAAUACCACCACUCGUCCAGGCCCACCAGGCGCUCUCCCCCACUCGAGCUUGGACGUCCAAACCCUCUCCAUGCUCCUAGACGAACGUAAAGCCUGUCGAUCCCCUUCUGACCUUCAGCGACUAGCCAGAGAGUACGAUGUGAACCUCACCAUGUUGGAGGGUCUCACCAAACGCUUCAAUAGCCCGAGUAUAGGGAGGGUCAUGGAUAGUCCAGAGGAGCAGAGGCGAAAGAGGGAAGGAAGCGAUACCACUCCGGUGAGGAUGUUGGGCGUGUGGACUGAGCCUGAUAUCAGGGUGGAAGAAGGGAGAGUGGAGCCGCCCAAGGCGGGUUGAGAGUGGGGAGUGUGACGAUGUAGAGUAGAUGGAGAGGCGGGGGGGGGAGAGAAGUCAGGACGACGCUCAGCAAUAUGACCAUUGUACCCUCCACGUCUCUCGAGGCGGGCGAGAGAUUCCAGCAGACAAGCCCGGCCAAUCCCACCGCCUAGCCUUGGCCGAUGCGACCUCGAACUUGAACUCGACCUCGUUAUCACGGUGCGUCAGAUUUCGCCUCCUCACCUUCUCGGCAUCGUGUCCCUAGCUCAGGCCGCUCGGGCAAGUCAGGACCUCUCGAGCCAUUGGGUAGAUAGUGGGAGUCGAUCAAAAACCACCUCCGCUCCCCCAUCCCCGCACUCCUUUACAGCCGAGUACUGUAUUGCAAGGCUGCCACAGAUGCUCACUC
This is a messenger RNA of Jaminaea rosea, 1358 nucleotides long. RefSeq lists its product as hypothetical. The record is from RefSeq and is a predicted model, not a curated record. The coding region runs from base 92 to 973 and encodes 293 amino acids. Lineage: Eukaryota; Fungi; Basidiomycota; Exobasidiomycetes; Microstromatales. The transcript is spliced from 2 exons.